GCAGCUACCGGCCAUGUGACAACCCUCUGCCUCAUCUGCUCGAGAAAAAUCCAAAAGCAGAACCACUGUAAUCUUUUCCACCCAUGGAAAACACCAGUACCGUUAUGCGGCCACCGCCGCCACCAUAACCUCUAUCGCCCCCCUUUUUGGCCGCAACUAACAGUACUACAGUCGGUACUCCACCGCCACAAUUACCAGUCCCUAUGGAUAAUUCCAAUAUUACCCUCUUCAUGCCACCGGCGGCCUUCCCUGAUACACCAAGACGAGUCGAUUUAUCCCUUAUCGUGCUCAUACUUGCUCUAAUGGCAGUUAUCAUGCUCCCCACGCUAAUCUACGCUUUCUUCUUCGCUGUUAAAUUCCCACCCUGGCUUAAUUCCGACCGAAAUCAUCAGCAGAGCUCCGAUGAGCUCUCCACGGACAACAGCGGUGGUCCCGGUCCCGGUGCCGGAUCUGAUCGAGUGCCGGAGCCAGUUCCGGGUGUCAAGUACCAGAGGGAGUCCCAUGUGAAGGAAAUUGGAAGCGAUUGUCCAGUUUGCUUGUCGAUAUUCGCCGACGGGGAAGAGGUGAGACAGUUAACCGCUUGCAAACAUGCAUUUCACACCACCUGCAUCGAUUCGUGGCUCAAUAACCACUCCAGUUGUCCGAUUUGCCGCGCUUCCGUGACUGUAAAGAAGCCCAGUGGCAGGACGGCGGCACCAAGGAGAAGAGAUUAUUACAGUAUGCGUCAAGGUUUGCCGGAUGCGGCCAGUUUGGUUUGAAAAACAUAAAUUCUGCAUCUUAUUCUUUUUAAUUUUCUUUAAUUUGCGAAGACCAUAGUUUUGAAGUUUGCUUAGAUGGCAUAGUGCAUGGGGAAAAUAUAUUCAAAGGGAAACAAAUACUCUUCAUGAAG
Messenger RNA from Rubroshorea leprosula, 889 nucleotides. The record is from the annotation of a GenBank genome assembly. Lineage: Eukaryota; Viridiplantae; Streptophyta; Magnoliopsida; Malvales; Dipterocarpaceae.